GUCUGCUGCAUUAAGCAAAUGAACUCUUAUAUCGUGACAGCUAAGCAUGAGUUAUCGUAUGCGUGCAGGCGCAUGUUUUGUGCGAUCAUACCUGGCUAUAGGUAUGAGUUUAUUAUUUUUAAACGAUGAUGACAUUUCACGUCGGUAAAAAAGUUUUCGAUAUUUACCGGUAGCAUAUAGUGUGUGUAACAUGUGCUUAUUAUGACACGCCGGGGAACUGUUGUAUUGCGUUUGUGUAUUCAAUGAAAUAAGUGUAGAUUGAACUCAAAAAGUAUUUCCGCAGCUUAAAAUAAAAUGAAAAGGGUCUCAAGAGAGCGAGACGGAUUUUGAAAAUUAAUAGCGAAAAAUAUUAGCGCUAUGCCGUGGACUGUCUUGGGGCGAAUAAAUUUACACGCAUCGCUAAUUCACGCAGUGGUAUCGAGGUCAUCGCUGUUCACAAAAGUGCCCAGAGUAUCACGAAACAUUCAAAUCAAUGGGAAUCUACAAUCUUUAAAUUGUCUGCAAAAAGUUCACUGGUCAUCGCGGCCCCCGUUGGAUGCGACAAAAACAGUUAACGUCAACAACACAUCUCAAAGUCAAGUGAGGAAUUACUGGAAAAUGAGUGUACAGAGUACGAUUGACGAUUUGACGCAGGUUUGCAUUGACUUGCGGCAAAGUGUGAAAAAAGCCAGCAGCCAAGAGCAAAAGGAGGCGAUCGCUUUGAAACACAUCAAGACAUAUGCUGGCACUGGAUUGAAGAUAAACGAUUUUGCUAAAGGUUUGGAAUGGUUCAAUGUAUCAGCUAGCUUGUCAUUGCGAAAAGAGCUCAAUGGAAAAAUUGUUAUACUAGAUUUCUUUACCUAUUGUUGCAUCAACUGUAUGCACAUUUUACCUGAUUUAGAUGCCUUAGAAAAAAAAUAUAAUGUCCAAGAUGGUCUUGUUAUUAUUGGAGUUCACAGCGCUAAAUUUGCAAAUGAAAGAGACUCUAGCAAAGUUCUUGCAGCUGUCCAAAGGUAUAACAUAGAGCAUCCAGUGGUUAAUGAUGCAAAGCUCUCCAUGUGGAGAGAUAUAGGAAUCACAUGUUGGCCAAGUUUAGUUAUGAUAGGUCCUUCAGGGCAACCAUUAUUCGUCUUAGUAGGAGAAGAUCACAGAGAAGAAUUAUUUUUGUACACAAAAGUAGCCCUACAAUAUUUUAAAUCUCUGAACCAAAUUGCAACAAAUGACAUCCCAAUAGAACUGGCUAGCCAUAUAUUGCCUGUGAAUAAAAAUCUUCUGUUUCCUGGUAAAGUGCAUACGUUUAUGCACAAUUCAAUCGAAAAAUUAGUUGUAUCUGAUACAGGAAAUAAUAGGAUCCUUAUUAUGGACACUAGUGGCAAAGUUGAAUAUGUUGUUGGUGGUUUCUCACCUGCUUUGGCCGAUGGUGACUUUGAAAGUGCACGAUUCAAUGCACCUCAGGGUGUUUGUGUAUUCGGCGAUGACAUUUACGUCGCAGACAACGAAAAUCAUGCCAUUAGGAAAAUAAGUCUGAGGAAUCAGCGUGUAACAACAGUUGCUGGCACUGGAGUACAAGGGCGUGAUUACAGAGGCGGAAAAAUUGGCACCGCCCAGGAGUUAUCAUCUCCCUGGGAUGUGGCCAUUUACCAUCAUGAGCAGGGAGAUAAAACCGUACCUAUUCUUUUAAUAGCUAUCGCCGGUACUCAUCAAAUUUGGGCUUUAUUUCUCGAAGAUACCAUUUGGUGGAAAAACGAAAAACAUAAAGCCGGAAAGUGUAUCAAUAUCGUAGGUAAUGGAAGGGAAGCCAACAGAAAUAACUCCUACGCCCAUGCAGCGAGUUUAGCUCAACCAUCGGGGCUUGCAGUAUCUCAAGAAUUUAAAUCGGUAUUUUUCGCUGACAGCGAGAGUAGUACCGUGCGAAGAGUAUGUCUCGAUAAAGGAUCUGUCUUGCCCGUUUGUGGUGCUGAUAAUAAUCCAUCUAAUUUGCACUGCUUCGGUGAUGUCGACGGCAAAAAAUACUCAGCUAAACUGCAGCACCCACUGGGGGUCGCUUGGAACCGUUCAGACAUGUUGGUCUACAUCGCUGAUACGUAUAAUCACAAAAUCAAAAAAACCGACAGCGAGGGCAAUUGCGUGACCGUGUGCGGCGGUGGAAAACCUUCGAAAGAUGCCAGCGUAAGCUCCAUGAUGAAAAAUCUGCUGAAACUAGGUAAACAUGAUGAUGAUAACAAAACGAAGAACGAUGUUGCAUUUCAGUUUGAUGAACCAAGUGGCUUGGCUGUCAGUCAAGAUGGGAAAAUUCUCUACGUCGCCGACACGAACAACCAUUGCAUCAAAGCCAUAGAAUUGGACAACGUGCAGAACAUUCAAAUAAUCGAGGUGAUUUUACCUGAUACUGUGUCGACUUUGAGCGACUACACUUACAACUUUUCAUCCAAAGUCAGUACACAAGAUUCCGAUUUGUCGAUUUCAUUUGUACCAAAGUUUAAAAAUUCUGACCUGAAGAUGAAUGUCGAGGCUCGACAAAAGUGGUCUUUAGAUUUAUUGACAAGCGAUUUGAUCGCGAGCAAACUUCAUGGUGAGCUUUCUGAACCUGUAACGGUGAAAAUACCAUCGGGGAAAGAAGAGAAAAAAAUAACCAUUAUGAUGAACAUGAUGCUGUGCAAAACAUCUGAGGUCUGCUUGUCCAAAAAAAUUCGUAUCAAUUAUUCUAUUCUAAGAGACGAAGGUUCACCUACGCAAGUCACCGAAAACAAAGAACUCUUUGUUAAGGAAUAGAGUUGAUUAAAAAUGAUUCUAUUGAC
Messenger RNA from Trichogramma pretiosum, 2777 nucleotides. RefSeq names its product NHL repeat-containing protein 2. Gene Ontology annotation, molecular function: protein binding. Lineage: Eukaryota; Metazoa; Arthropoda; Insecta; Hymenoptera; Trichogrammatidae. Bases 358 to 2751 code for a protein of 797 amino acids. The transcript has 9 exons. The record is from RefSeq and is a predicted model, not a curated record.